Messenger RNA from Priapulus caudatus, 1147 nucleotides. Its product is annotated as dynein heavy chain 3, axonemal-like. The coding region runs from base 659 to 1147 and encodes 162 amino acids. The record is from RefSeq and is a predicted model, not a curated record. Lineage: Eukaryota; Metazoa; Priapulida; Priapulimorpha; Priapulimorphida; Priapulidae. The transcript is spliced from 8 exons.
AAGCAAUCCUGGGCUGACUGGUAUUCCCGUCUUGCCCCCUCUACCGAAACCGAGCACCCACCACUAUGAACCAUCGUCGCUAUACAAGGUGGUGCUGCUCAACAGUGAGUUUCCACCGAUCAUGAGUGAGGCAGCAUGGACGCUUGCCGUGCCGUGGAAGGAACAACGCUACCACCGCAUGCCCAGCGAUUCCAUAGCGAACAACUACACUCCCACUGCGAACAACCUGAACAUGAGGAACCUUUACAACAAUCAGAGAAGAUCACGCGCUAAUGCACGCGAUACUGGUGACUACAAGCAAAAGAAAGCUCUCUCGCCAAUAAGACCAGCUAAGAAGAAGAGGAUGGAUAGUAAUAAUAGGGACUGGCAGGCUUGUAGUGCUAGCCGGCCUGCUUCUCCCUUAGAGCAGAUAGAGAUAAUGGAACAUCAUGAGCUGCAGGAGUCUAGGAGUGAGCAGGAGCCAAGCAGCAGUGACCUUGAGGCAAGUUGAAUGCCACGUCUCUUGAUAUAUUACUGCACGUAAUGUCUGGAUAAACACCUGGACAAACAAUGAAUAGAUUUCUCUGCAAAUAUUGAUCGUUCUGCCAAGUUUUACCGACGAAGGUUUCGAUUAUUACAGAGGUACAAAUAUUACAUUGAAAAUGGCAUCAAGGGAGCGAUGUUAGCUGUACCGCCUAGCGAUCAAAUGAAGAAUGUGGAGCGAAGAAUUUGUGUGGCUCUGGGUAUGGGAGCGAAGCAUAAGAAGAAACUACUCGAAGAGUUGAAUACUGAAGUGGAAAACAACUACAGAUUCAGUCUUCAGCAAGCAAUCGUGGAUUACAUAUUGAAAGAUCCACACGAAAGGGUUAGGUUGAAAGUGUAUGCAUCACCAAGAACCUUUCCAUUAAGGCUUGUAAGGGCACCGGUACCAUGGCGUGACGCAUUCAGCAAUGCUAAGCAAUGUCUGAGUCAGCACCUGUUCAUUACGAAUCCUGUGAUGCAGAGACUGCACAAUCUCUACCAGGACAGGUACGCCGACGUGAGAUUCGUGUCGUAUCGACAGAUGAGAGAGGAAGCCUUGCCUCUGAGCCCGUCCGACUUUGAGCAGGUGGUCAGAAGGCAGUGCAAGUGCGUGAGAGAGGUCCUCGUAAACAGGGUGCGAAAUUAG